Molecule: messenger RNA, 906 nt
Organism: Arctia plantaginis
Lineage: Eukaryota; Metazoa; Arthropoda; Insecta; Lepidoptera; Erebidae
Source: the annotation of a GenBank genome assembly
AUGUCGAAAAUUGCUCCUAACACCGAGAAUAACAACCAGGAUGAAAAAAUCCUGAUGCCUUACACAUACAUUCAACAAGUACCUGGAAAGCAGAUUCGACAAAAGUUGGCGUCCGCGUUUAACUAUUGGCUCAAGAUCUCAGAAGAGAAGCUCAAGGCUGUUGGUGAAAUUGUUCAAAUUCUACACAACUCUAGUUUACUAAUCGACGAUAUCCAAGAUAACUCUAUCCUCCGGAGAGGUAUUCCUGUAGCUCACUCCAUUUACGGCGUGGCAAGCACCAUCAAUGCGGCUAACUAUGCCAUGAUCAUCGCUUUGGAGAAGACACAGGAGCUUGGACAUCCUAUGGCGACUAAAGUGUAUACAGAACAAUUACUGGAGCUGCAUAGGGGACAGGGAAUUGAAAUAUACUGGAGGGACAACUUUCAGUGCCCUUCUGAAGAGGAAUAUAAAGAGAUGACCAUUAAAAAAACUGGCGGCCUGUUCAUGUUAGCGAUCCGUUUGAUGCAAUUGUUUAGCGAAAACAAGUCGGACUUCACUAAACUGUCGGCGAUACUAGGAUUGUACUUCCAGAUUAGAGAUGAUUACUGCAAUUUGAGGGUUCAAGAGUAUACGGAGAAUAAGAGUUACUGUGAAGACUUGACGGAAGGAAAGUUCAGCUUUCCGAUUAUCCAUGCAAUCAGGAACCCGGAGGGUGACAACCAAGUACUUCAUAUUCUUCGUCAGCGGACUCGUGACGUUGAAGUAAAGAAGUACUGUAUCACGAUACUGGAGAAACUCGGCAGCUUUGCUUAUACCAAAGAAACUUUGCAACGUUUAGACGAGGAGGCAAGAAAGGAGGUGGAUCGACUCGGCGGCAACCCACACUUAGAAGCACUAUUAGACGACCUUCUCAGCUGGCGACAGUAG